AUGAGAUUGGCCAAUCGUCAGCAUCCGCUGAAUUUAACAGUGACGCGUAUCAACAAUGGCAAGUUCCUGGUUAAUCCAAAUGGCCAUCAAGACGUCAAUCAACCGAAUUGUAAUGAUCAGGAGACAACAGCACCAGUAUCACCAGUUGUAUUUCCAAGCUGUGAAUCUGUACCGACAACUCAGCAUGGUCCCACGAUACUUGGUGAUAGAUUUCUACUUGUUGGACCGGCUGAGGGCAGUGCUCUCUACCGAUGUGUUGAUGUCCAUACUGGUCAGCAACUUGUUGCCAAGCAACUCACAGCAAGCGAUAAAGGUGGCGAGGCACUUUUACAGGCUCACAUGAGACUGGAAGGAACAGGAGCUGCCAGUGGUGUUGCUGGAAUAGUCGAUGCAUCUCGUGAUAAAAAAUAUUUACUGCUGGAGGGUCACCAUGGUGAUCUUCAUGCGUAUGUGAGGGCAAGACGGCGACUACGAGAGCCUGAGGCGAGACGGCUUUUUAGGCAAGCCGCCAAGGCUGUUGCUACGUGCCACGAUAAUGGUGUCGUGCUCAGGGAUCUCAAACUCAGGAAAUUCGUCUUUGCGGAUGAAGCGAGGACCCGUUUACGGCUGGAAAGUCUCGAGGAUGCAGUAAUAGUUGACGAGGAUGAUGACAAAUUAACAGAUCGACGUGGAUGUCCUGCUUAUGUAGCACCAGAAGUUUUACGUUCAGGACGAGCUUACUCUGGUAAAGCUGCGGAUAUUUGGUCACUCGGUGUAUUACUUUACACAAUGCUAGUUGGCCGUUAUCCAUUUAAUGACGCCGAGCAUGCAUCGCUAUUUGCUAAAAUAUCAAGAGGACAAUUCAAUGUACCAGAUGUACUUAGUGCACGUGCACGGUGUUUAAUCAGAGCUUUAUUAAGGCGGGAUCCUUCAGAAAGACCAGACGCACCGGAUUUAUUGAGGCAUCCGUGGUUAUCUAAACCGCUAUUAAGUCCUUCGCAUAUCACCGGUAAAAUGUCUAACCACGAUCAGCUCGUUCCUGACAACCAGACCAAUCGUUCUCAAGACUGAUUUCGUCAAUAUUUUAUUCCAAUAAUUGCGUACAUAUUACGAUAAUUAUUAAUAAUUAUUGUGUUUUUAUUUUUUUCUGUUGGUAUAUUUGUUGAUUAUUUUUUCGUUUUCUUUCUUUUAUAAUUUAAUUUAAUUUAAUUUUUUUUUCGUUAAAUCCUGAACAAAAUGGUUAUUAUUUUUUCAUAGAUAAAUUAUUCGUGUGUACGCUUUUUAUUUUUUAAAAUAACAUUCGUAAUUAAAGUUGUGCAUUCACACCUGAUUGUACUGUCAAGCCAAUGUUCAGUUAUUUAUUUAUUAUUAUUAUUAUUAUUAUUAUUUUUUUUUUUUAAUUGUUUGAAUUACUGAACGCAAGUCCAUUCUUCCGUACCUUCGGGUAAAUAUGCCAGAGCGUGUUCCAGAUCAGCAGAGUCUGUGUACACACAUCGUGAUUGCAGAAAAAAAAACUGAAAGAUUAGAUACUUUUAAUGAGAUAAUAAAAAUAAAUAAUUGCUUAAGGGCUCACAAGUGAUAAAAUCAAAUUUUAAAUAUAAUAUUCAUUCAUUUCAUGCCAUAAAUUAUUUAAAAUCAAUGUAUGUAUAUUAAUUAAUAUUUGAAUGAUAUAUCAAUUAUUUUGAGAGAGGAGUUUUUAAAAAUGGAAAAUAUUUUUCAUAAACUUUUAAACAUAGAUCAUGUUUUUUUUUUUUACUCGUAGAACCCUUAAAUAAUUUUUAUUUAAGAUAUUUAAGAACAAGUGUAUGACGUCUUCGUUGAGUUCUAUAACUGUAAAAAAACUUCCUUUUAAUAAUUACUGUUAUUAUAAUUAAUAUUAUAUUUUUUACUCCUUAUUACUGGAGUAUACGGCUGAAUAUUAUUAUAAUAAUGCUUUUGUCAAUGACGAAAUAAAUGUGUAUGAUAUAAAUAUUAUAAGUUGAUUUAAUUAAGUUUUAGGUCUUAAAGUUAUAGAGCGAUAAAACAAGUGAUGUAAAUAAGUAGAUAGUAAAGAAAUGGACGUAUGUGAAGCAUUAAAAAAAACAAAUAUAUAAAUAUAUAUAAAAUA
Messenger RNA from Microplitis mediator, 2086 nucleotides. RefSeq names its product tribbles homolog 2-like (gene trbl). NCBI's taxonomy places the organism in Eukaryota, Metazoa, Arthropoda, Insecta, Hymenoptera, Braconidae. The transcript is spliced from 3 exons. Gene Ontology annotation, molecular function: protein kinase activity; mitogen-activated protein kinase kinase binding; ATP binding. The record is from RefSeq and is a predicted model, not a curated record. Gene Ontology annotation, biological process: positive regulation of proteasomal ubiquitin-dependent protein catabolic process; regulation of MAP kinase activity; protein phosphorylation. Bases 1 to 1050 code for a protein of 349 amino acids. Gene Ontology annotation, cellular component: nucleus.